Messenger RNA from Antechinus flavipes (yellow-footed antechinus), 1502 nucleotides. RefSeq names its product V-set and immunoglobulin domain containing 1 (gene VSIG1). Lineage: Eukaryota; Metazoa; Chordata; Mammalia; Dasyuromorphia; Dasyuridae. Gene Ontology annotation, biological process: epithelial cell morphogenesis; maintenance of gastrointestinal epithelium. Gene Ontology annotation, cellular component: plasma membrane. The record is from RefSeq and is a predicted model, not a curated record. The coding region runs from base 73 to 1035 and encodes 320 amino acids. The transcript has 7 exons.
CAAGUUGAGGUUCAGUCCAGAGUAGGCGGCAGGCAGCAGGCAGCCCCGAUUGCCAGACUCCCCUCUACCAAGAUGAUUUUCGUGGUUUCAAGGAUGAUUCUCUUCAUGGUGGGCCUUCUAGGCUCUGUCACCUCUGUGGAGGUGACCAUCCCAGUGAAGAUGGUGAACGUGACGGCUGGGAUGGACGCCACUCUGCUCUGCACAUACACCAGUACCGCCCCCUCUACGAGCCAGUUUACCAUCCAGUGGUCCUUCUACCACAUCAAGAAAUUCAAUAUAAUCUCGAUAUAUUAUUCUGUGAAUGGACAACCAUCUGACAUUGGAAAAUAUAAGGACCGGAUUACAGGGGCCUCAACCCCAGGAAAUGCCUCCAUCACUAUCUCCAACAUGCAACCUUCAGACAGUGGCGUUUAUAUCUGCGAUGUCAUCAACCCAUCUGACUUUUAUGGAACUAACCAAGGAUUUAUUGUGGUCAACGUGUUAGUGAAACCUUCAACGCCUCAUUGUAGCAUCCGAGGGACCCCGGAAGCAGAGCAUACCAUCUCCCUUUCCUGCUACUCUAGCGAAGGGAUGCCAUCGCCUGUGUACCAGUGGUUUAAACUGGAGGAAGAUACCAUCAAACCUGUGAAAGAGCACUACAAUCCAACGACCGGGCUCUUGGUUAUCAGCAAUCUGACCAACUUUGAAAAAGGCCACUACCGGUGUGUCGCUAGCAACAAUCUCGGGAACAGCUCCUGCGAGCUUGAUCUCACCACUGGACAUUCAGAAGCGGGCAUCAUCACCGGGGCACUGAUCGGAGCAAUCCUGGCAGCAAUCAUCAUCUGCUUGAUUGUUUGGUUUUUCAUGACCAAGUCCAAGUCCAAGAAAAGAAAAGAGAUUACAAAGGAGAUGCAGCCUAUAACGAAGACAAUUCAAAGUUCGGAGUAUGAGUCAGUGCCAGCCCAGGAAACUACCUCCCCAGAAGUGCCUCCAUCAACCAAAGAGCCUGAAUUAUUGGCCCCCAACCAUGAAGAGGCUGAAGGAGAGGAGAAAUAGGCUGUGACUAAAGACACAGCUGCACUACAGCCAACCCACCGGUAGUGUUUGGAGCUGAGUUGCCAUGGAAACCCCCCAUAACAAAGCCUGCCUGUGAUUAUAGCCUAGACAUCCACAUAUUUCCUACUCUGAAUCUCAGGCAAGAGGCUCAUUUUAGCUACCCAAGAAAUACAAGGGCUCCUGCACAAUAUGUUGGCAGUGUGUUAUUUUGCUUAACUAUAUUUCUAAAAUGUGUACAAGCAAUUUGGUGGAUGGAGAGAUCCUUGGACCUGGGAGUCCGGAGAUUAAGUUUCUUCCAUUAUCUCCAUGUGUGACUGAGAAAAUCCCUUCUCUUCUUUAAGCCUCAGUUUCCCCAUCUGUAACAUGAGGGGUGGGAGUGGACCAAAUGGUUUUUAAGGGCUCUGAUAAACUCUGUCACAUUAUGAUGUCCACAAUAAAUGAUUGAUGAUUUCUAGUUUAAAAAACAA